This is a messenger RNA of Drosophila kikkawai, 525 nucleotides long. RefSeq lists its product as uncharacterized. NCBI's taxonomy places the organism in Eukaryota, Metazoa, Arthropoda, Insecta, Diptera, Drosophilidae. The record is from RefSeq and is a predicted model, not a curated record.
ACAUUUUUAAAUCAAGCUAUCAUAGACUUGGCCAUCAUUAAAUUCCAUUCCUUUGAUAUUAAUUAUGUACAUUUUUUAUGAAUUUUUAGAUUAGCUCCAAAAGGUGAACAAGAAGAAACCCAAAAAGGUCAUCAUGUUUUAUGCGAUGCGAAUGAAACUCAAACUCGCCAAGAUUGUGAAGAAACGGCAACCCAAGCGCAAGACCAAGAAAUCGUGUAUCUUUCACAUGAGUUGCCCGGAACUGGACGCCAUUAUGGGUCCACCAAGACGCAAGCCGGGCAAGAUUGUUAUCCAUCCAAUUCAUGCCCUCCAUCUCAUCAAUAAGGGUUUAAAAAGUGCCAAGGAGGCUGGAGAUCGCAAGGGUCUAAUGAAACUAAUGCGUCAUCGUCAGCAUGUCCAGGCGAUCCUCCGCCUGUUGGAGGUCUACAGCAAAAUGGCACGUUUGAAUAUUCAGGAGCGUAAGGAAUCUCCGCAGGUUAUGGAUCCCAAAUAAGCAGACAAUAAAUGUUAUUUAAACAAAUGACA